Messenger RNA from Chaetomium globosum CBS 148.51, 228 nucleotides. RefSeq lists its product as uncharacterized. The record is from RefSeq and is a predicted model, not a curated record. The transcript has 2 exons. NCBI's taxonomy places the organism in Eukaryota, Fungi, Ascomycota, Sordariomycetes, Sordariales, Chaetomiaceae. Bases 1 to 228 code for a protein of 75 amino acids.
AUGGCGCAACACAACCUCGCCUGGUGGACCUUUCGACAGUCAACGCGGGAGCCUGGGGGAGGUAUUGGGCCAACUGGGUCGGCAUACACCAAGCAGAAUCCGAAGAUAUGCGAGGCGUUGAUUAUUAGCCUUGCCCUCCAAGUUCAUGGUGAUGGCACCAGUGACAACUACACCUCCAAACACUCCGCUAAGAAUUCUGCAUUCCCUGCACCGCCCGAGGCCAGCUGA